AUACAACGGCCAUCUUCUGGUAUCAAACUAAUUCAUGCGAAUAUAUAUACCUUACCCAUCGUCUCCGACUUGCUACCGUUUGAACAUUAAUCAAAGUCGAUCAAUAAUAUCGCUCAAUAUAACGAUUGGGUAAAAUUAAUUUAAUCCAAUUUUAAAAGUCAAAACUACUGUUCACCGAUUUGAUUCAUAUUAAUAUGUUCGCUAAAUUAUUUCAAAAACCCACUCAACCUCAGCCAUCACCUUCUUCCCAGCCGGAUGUUACUCAACAUAGCAUGGCAUCUUCCGACUUGGCACCACUUGUUUCUGUUCACUAUGGCAUCCCAUCAACUGCAUCAACUCUUGCUUUUGAUCCCAUUCAAGGCCUGUUGGCAGUAGGGACUCUGGAUGGCAGGAUUAAAGUGGUCGGUGGAGACAACAUUGAAGCUCUUCUUAUCUCUCCUACAGCUUUACCCUUUAAGUACCUAGAGUUCCUGCAAAACCAAGGUUUUCUAGUGAGCGUCUCCAAUGAAAAUGAAAUUCAGGUCUGGGAUCUUGAGAUGAGGUGUAUAUCUUCUAAGAUAAAAUGGGAAUCCACUUUAACUGCAUUUUCUGUUAUCUCCGGAACCAAUUACAUAUAUCUCGGAGACGAGUAUGGCUUCCUUUCAGUUCUAAAGUAUGAUGCUGAAGAAAAAACCAUUGUUCCAUUACCAUACCACGUGCCUCCAAAUCUUGUUGCUGAAGGAUCUGGGAUUUCAUUGCCUGAUCAUCAAUCCAUUGUUGGAGUGCUCUCCCAGCCUUGUUUGUCUGGAAAUAGGGUUUUGAUUGCUUAUGAGAACGGUUUGAUUAUUCUGUGGGAUGUUACAGAAGACAAGGCCAUCCAUGUUAAAGGCUAUGGAGAUCUGCAACUCAGAGGUGGUGCAGUUGUCAAUUUUUCAGACAAUGAGAGCCACACCCAUCUGAAUGAUUCUUUAGAUAAUGAAGAAACGGAAAAGGAAGUAAGCUCUCUCUGUUGGGUGUCACCUGAUGGAUCCAUAUUAGCUGUUGGUUAUGUGGAUGGAGAUAUUUUACUAUGGAACCUAUCAUCUUCUGACAAUGAUAAAGGUCAGAAAACUCAGAAGUCACCGGAUGAUGUUGUUAAGCUACAACUGUCAUCAGGAGAUAAAAGGCUUCCUGUCAUUGUUCUCCAUUGGUCAUCCAGUAAAGCUCAUAAUGGUAAUGGAGGUCAACUCUUUGCCUAUGGUGGAGUAGAUAUUGGAGCUGAAGAAGUAUUAACGAUCCUUGACCUCGACUGGUCUUCUGGGUUAGCAAGAUUGAAGUGCAUUGACCGUGUUGACCUUACCCUCCAUGGAUCUUUUGCAGAUCUUCUUGUAAUAUCAAACAGUUAUAUGCCAGACCACAGUAAUGGGACGUCAUUAUUUGUUUUGACCAGUCCAGGGCAAUUGCAUUUCUAUGAUUAUGCUUCGCUUUCUAUGCUAAAGUCUGAGAGAGGAAAGAAUCAUUCUGUGCAUGCCUCACAGUAUAAUUCAAUCAUACCCACUGUGGAACCAUAUAUGACUGUGGGUAAGCUUUAUAUGAUGGGCUCAGAGGGGAAUAUUCUUGGUGCAAUCGCAAAGGCAGUUUCCCCUACAAAGCAGCAUUCUGAUAAAAUGCUGACUGGUGGAAGCGCAAAGUGGCCUCUGAGAGGCGGUGUUCGUUAUCAAAUGUCAAGAACUGAAAGUUAUAGUGUUGAGAGCAUUUAUAUAGGAGGAUAUCAUGAUGGAUCUGUACGAAUCUGGGAUGCCAGUUUACCUGUUCUGUCACUUGUUUCUGUUUUAGGAUGUGAGGUGAAGGGUAUUGAAGUUACUGGUGCUAGUGCUCCAAUAUCAGCAUUGGAUUUGUAUUCACCAAACUUAACCUUAGCUAUUGGCAAUGAAUCUGGUUUAAUUUUCCUUUAUCAGCUACAAGGCAACUCUAAUCAAGCAACCGUUACUGUCGUAACUGAAACAAAACAUCAAGUUCACCAUUGCCUACCUCAAGAGGGAAAUUAUUGUUCCACCAUAUAUUCCACCCUUAGUUCUCCUGUGUGUGCCUUAAAAUUUGCUACUUCUGGAGUUAGACUUGUUGCUGGAUUUGAAUGUGGACAGAUAGCAGUGCUCGAUACCAGUUCAGCUUCAGUUAUAUUUGUUACGGACUGUAUCUCUAACUCAAAGUCUCCUAUCACGUCUCUGUCUGUUAGAACGUGUCCAACUCGUCAUAACCCGGUUGAGAAAUCUGACAAUGAAACUGAAAGUACAUCUGGUCCAGAGAUUGUGUUUGUCCUGACCAGAGAUGCUCAGAUGGUCUUGAUGGAUUGUUCCACAGGCAAUAUGAUCAGUUCACAGCCAACACAUCCAAAAGAAAAAUCUAUUGCAAUAAGCAUGCAUAUACUAGACCAGCAUCAUCUUGCUGAAGGGUCCAAAAGCGUCUCUGUCACAUACUCCCAGCAUACUGAAGCUCAGAAUGAGGCUUCUGAAAUCACUCAUCAGAAUCAGAGUGGUUUACCAAAUGCGGAAGUAGUGGAGCCUAAUUUGGAGCCCAAGAUGCUGGCAUCUCUGAUACUACUUUGUUGUGAGGAAGCCUUCUACUUUUACACUUUGCAGUCUUUGAUUCAGGGGGAUAAUAACUUUGUCCACAAAAUAGAACACGGGAAACAAUGUUCCUGGACUACAGUCAUCAAGAGAGAUGCAGAAAGACAUGGACUGGUAGUAUUCUAUCAAACUGGAGAAAUUGAACUAAG
Messenger RNA from Salvia miltiorrhiza (redroot sage), 2734 nucleotides. RefSeq lists its product as uncharacterized. The record is from RefSeq and is a predicted model, not a curated record. NCBI's taxonomy places the organism in Eukaryota, Viridiplantae, Streptophyta, Magnoliopsida, Lamiales, Lamiaceae. Gene Ontology annotation, cellular component: plasma membrane; cytoplasm. Gene Ontology annotation, molecular function: syntaxin binding; GTPase activator activity; myosin II binding. Gene Ontology annotation, biological process: regulation of exocytosis.